This is a messenger RNA of Empidonax traillii (willow flycatcher), 4234 nucleotides long. RefSeq names its product CD2 associated protein (gene CD2AP). The transcript is spliced from 18 exons. NCBI's taxonomy places the organism in Eukaryota, Metazoa, Chordata, Aves, Passeriformes, Tyrannidae. Gene Ontology annotation, molecular function: protein binding. Bases 1 to 1995 code for a protein of 664 amino acids. The record is from RefSeq and is a predicted model, not a curated record.
AUGGCUCUGCUGUGUGUCACCGCCAUUCCUGAGGCCUUACAGGAGGCACCCGACCUCCUUUUGAGCUGCCAUGAAGUGGACUAUAUCGUGGAAUAUGACUAUGAUGCAGUGCAUGAUGAUGAGUUAACGAUCCGAGCUGGGGAAAUCAUCAGGAAUGUGAAAAAACUGGAAGAAGAAGGAUGGUUAGAAGGGGAGUUAAAUGGCAAAAGGGGCAUGUUCCCUGACAAUUUUGUGAAGGAAGUUAAGAAGGAUGUAGAGCCCAAGGAUGAUGCUGUACCACUCAGGAGGGAGAAAUCUGGCAAUGUAGCCAGUCUUGUGCAGCGGAUGAGCAGCUAUGGGCUUCCAGCAGGAGGAUUUCAGCCUCAUCCCCCAUCCAAAGGAUUCAAGAAGAGGUCCAAGAAGCGUCAGUGCAAAGUGCUCUUCGAGUACAUCCCGCAGAACGAAGAUGAGCUGGAGCUCAAGGUGGGGGAUGUGAUCGACAUCAACGACGAGGUAGAAGAAGGCUGGUGGAGUGGAACACUGAAUGGCAGGGCAGGGUUGUUCCCUUCAAACUUUGUGAAAGAAUUGGAGUCGACGGAUGAUGGAGAAACACAGGACGCUGUGGAUGACACAGAGCCUGUUUUCAAUAGUCCUACCUCACCUGUGACCGCUCCAGGAAAUGGGGGCGAACCUGCGUCUGGACCAGCACAGCCAAAGAAAAUCCGAGGUGUUGGGUUUGGGGAUAUCUUUAAAGAAGGCUCAGUGAAACUUAAGACGAGAUUAUCCAGUAAUGAAUCAGAUGAUAAAAAGCAAGAUAAGCCAUUACCUACCCAUUCUCCUGGAUCAAAGCUAAUUCAUUUUCCUAGUAUAACAAAAACUGAAAACUCACCAGAAGUAAUAAAAUCAGAAGGUGAAAGUAAACCAAAAGCCAAGGAAUAUUACAGGGCAGUAUUUUCCUAUGAAGGCUCAAAUGAUGAACUCAGCUUUAAAGAAGGUGAUAUCAUUCAAAUAAUCAGUAAGGACACUGGAGAGCCAGGCUGGUGGAAAGGAGAGCUCAAUGGUAAAGAAGGACUCUUCCCAGAUAACUUUGCUGUUCAAAUACAAGAGUCUGAUAAAGACUUCCCUAAGCCAAAGAAACCUCCACCUCCAGUUAAAGGUCCAGCUCUGAGGCCUGAAUUGCCAACUGGAGAGAAGAAAUUCCCGUCUUUGAAGUCUGAAGAAAAAGAUGAAAAAGGAGCUUUGGAUCAGAAGCCUUUGAAACCACAAGCUCCUCAAGUACCACCCAAGAAGCCUAUUCCUCCAAGCAAGACCAACAGCUUACUGAGAGCAGGACUCCUGCACCCAAAGCGUCUGGAUAAACCUGGUUUGCCAUCACCUGCACCCAAAACUAAUGGAGAAGUUGUUUCUCUUCGACCGAAAUCUGAAGUUGAGCCAGUAGCAAAACCAAAGUUAGACUCUGAACCGUUACCGCAUAGACCAAAAUCAGUAGAGGUAGAUUCACUUGUGGUAAAGAGCUCUAAAGAAUCAGAUCCAUUAAGCUUUGAUGAUGUAAUAGCUACCUCAGAUAAUCUGUCACACCCGACUGCGAACCGGCCCAAGAUGCCUGGUAGGAGGCUGCCCUCACGUUUCAAUAGCAGUCCUGGAAGUCAGAAUGUGCUUCCAGAAAAAAAUUUGAAGGUGCAGAAAGAAGAGGAAAGUGCCAAACCAAAGCCAGUUGAAACAAAAAAGCCAUCUGCAUUCAGCCCAAUUACAUCUUCAUCUCAGAGACCAAGUUCUGUCAUACUCGACUUUUUACCUGGAGACAUCCAUCUUAAAGGAGAAACUGAUGAUGAAAAAAUUUCUGUGGAAGAGCUCAGGACUCAGAUUAAUGAUUUGAUGGGUUUAGUAGAAGCACUGAAGAAAGAACAUGGGAGAGAACUGGAAAAACUAAAGAAGGACUUGGAAGAAGAGAAGCUGUUGCGAAGUAAUCUGGAGCUUGAAAUAGAAAAAUUGAAGAAAGCAGUGAUGUCUACAUGAGAGCUAUGGACUCAAUGUUUUUAACUCACCAGGAAUUCAAAGUUGAACAGAAGGAGAACUGACUCUUAUUUCAUAAUAAUGGAUGCUGUUGUUCUACAGUCUUAAAAAAUAUAGUAAAAAAAAGGAAUAUAGUCUUAUAUUCAGAGAGAUAAGAAAACAAAAAAGAAUAAUGGUGUAAUUUUUUUUGCCAAUAUAAAAGAGGCCUUAUUUCUUACUGUGCUGGAAUUGCAGACCUUAUUUUUUUGGUUUGCUAGAAAAUACUACUGAAUCUGUAUAGAAAGGAGAGGGAAUUCUUAAUAGAUUUUUAUGGAAUACCUGUAGCUUAAUUUUUAAAGAGAUCUAUACUAUAAAUAGGGUGAUCUAUCUUUACAACUAAUCUGUAAAAUAGUGUAUUGGGAGGGGUGGAAUAACCGUAUUGUAAUUGUAGUCACUACUUUUCCCCUACACGCAAAAGGGAAUAUAUGAUAUUUGUAUAAUUUUGGCAGUCUCACCCAGGGUUAUGCUGUUGUGCCUGUCUGCAGUGAGAAUAUUAAUACUGUGCUGUUUAUGAGUAAUGAGAUAGGAAUUUGUUAGUGCAAUGAAGCAGGUGAAACUCCUAUGCAUUGUAGUGAGAACGGAUGAUCUAAUCCGAGUAGUUCAGCAGAACGGUUUGUCACUUGCACUAUUGGAUUAAAAAGGGAUUUAGGACUGAAUCAUGAAAUGAUGAAAAAAAAAAGUCAGUUUGUAAAACCACAAAAUGCAGGAAAUACAGAAACAAGGCUCGAGUCCAGUCUUAACCUGUUGUGCCUAAAAUACUCCAGUAUACAGCAUGGAAAAGUCACAACGUCUGUGUACCUGUGUAUCUAAACUGAAGUCUUUGUAAUGGUUCAAUAUGCAUCUCGAUCUGUUUUUACAAUAGUCAGGUUUUGUUUAUAACAUGUCUCCAAAUAAAUCCCUUUGGAACUUUGAUACUCUCAAAAGGUCUCAAUAUUUAUAUAUUUAUGCCAUGACCUUUCUCAGUGUACUGUGUACCUCUAACUUUAAUAACACCUUUGUAUUUUAAUGAGUGAUUGGAACAAUUGCUUUGACAUCAUUGUGCUGGUGUCCAAGACAGUGUCUUUAGCAGCUGAGAUCUUGUGGAUUACCAUUAUCUUUAACCCCUGAGCUCAGCACUUGCAGCAGAAUAAUAUACAAGUAAUAUGCAAAGUGAUGGGAGACAAUGGUAUUUAUUGCUGUGUUUGUUUGAUUAAAGAAUUAAAACCCAUACAUAAAGCUUUAGGAAGCCAGUCAAAACACAUUAAUUCUGUUAGUAAUCAGCUCAUCUCCAUUUGAUCUGCUGUAAUUUAAAUGACAAAAAAAUGUCACAUAGUUUGGCAACUUCACGAAUAAAAGAAGUAAUUAAACUUCUAUUGAUGGGAGUAGUCAUAAAUAUAGUAAUUAUUUAGUAUGUCACUUGCUCAAGUGACAUGGAAGUGUUACUUCUUGAGAGUGUACUUUUUCCACAGUUGAUGCAUCAUAAAAUAUUAAAUGUCAAAAAGUCAGCUGGAGUAUGUUCGUCAAUUGCUGAUUCAAAUAGUUAAUGAAAUUUGAUUAAUACACUAUGCAGGUAUUGAGUAAUAUUUGCUAGUCAAAUUGCUCAUAAGCUGAUUCAAUAUUAAUGCUUUUAACUUCCAAUUGCCUAAAUGCACCACAAAUGAAGGGUUGAGCCAAGUGUUUAUACUGAGGAAUCAUGUGCAGCAGUAAUGCUUCUCGUCAGACACUAUACCCGUGCUUGGAAUUCACCUCCAAAGCAGGUGAUGAAAAGCAAGAAUUGAGCCUAGUGGAAUACCCAGUUUUGUUAUUCAAGCUCUUCACUGUGAUUGGAGCACAAAACAAAUCCUGGGAUGGAUCGCUCUGUGGAAGUUGUGCCUGUGUGGGAGCUUGUAGAGGACGAACGGACCAAGACAAUCAGUUAAAGCCACGAAUGGAAGGUGUUUGUUAUUUAAUGGCCUUUGCUCGCUAUAGCAAUAAAUGACCCAAGUGCAAUGACUUGAUUUAAUAAACCUUUCUUUAAAAGUUGCUGCUAUGAGUAUUUUUAGCCAUAAGGAAGUUGCCCUGAUAUGUGUUAUGUACUGGGGUGGAGGGGGGAGAGGGUAAUGGUUUUGAAGACAUUCCACAGUACAAGUUCCUACGAGCUGUGUGCUUCACUGACUUUAUACCGGUGCUGUAAAAUGAUGCAUGCUAUCCAAACUCAGCAAAUAAAAGCAGUAUAAAAACCUGU